Molecule: messenger RNA, 1245 nt
Organism: Zea mays
Lineage: Eukaryota; Viridiplantae; Streptophyta; Magnoliopsida; Poales; Poaceae
Exons: 11
Coding region: 53-1015 (320 amino acids)
Biological process (GO): transmembrane transport; nucleotide transport
Source: RefSeq, marked provisional
CCCAAGUUCACGAAGCGGGAGGCGCAAGCGAAGCGGCUACCUCUCGCCGGAGAUGCCGCUGGGGACCUCUCCAGUAGUGGCGGAGGCCGAGGCAUGGACGUGGGAGAACGCAGCGGCUGGAGCUGCCGCCGGGUUCGCCACGGUCGCGGCCCUCCACCCGCUCGACGUCGUCCGCACCCGCUUCCAAGUGAGCGGCGGAAGGGGGUGGUCUGAAGUGCCUCCGUACAGGAACACCGCGCAUGCUGUGUACACUAUCACACGAUCUGAGGGCCUGAGAGGACUUUAUGCAGGAUUUUAUCCCGCAGUUCUUGGAUCAACUGUUUCCUGGGGCCUAUAUUUCUUUUUCUAUAACAGAGCUAAACAAAGGUACUUACAGAGGAAGAAUGACCAGCUUCAUCCAGUCCAUCAUCUCAUCUCAGCUGCAGAAGCAGGUGCUUUGGUUUCCUUGUUUACAAAUCCCAUAUGGCUGGUGAAAACAAGACUGCAACUACAAACAGCUAAACACCAUACUUCUCAGUAUUCUGGUUUUUCUGAUGCUUUGAAAACUAUUCUAAGAGAGGAGGGAUUUCUUGCACUUUAUAGGGGAAUUGGACCUGGUCUUUUGCUGGUCACCCAUGGCGCAAUACAGUUCACGGCCUAUGAGGAACUUCGCAAAGCUAUGAUAUUCUUUAAAAGUGCACAAUCAAGGGCAGACGACGCAGGAGGCGGGGAGUCAUUGCUGAAUUCCAUCGAUUUUGCGGCACUUGGGGCUGGUUCAAAAGUAGCUGCUAUUCUACUUACUUAUCCUUACCAGGUCAUCAGAGCCCGCUUGCAGCAACGGCCUGGCACUGAUGGUACUCCAAAGUACUCAAAUAGCUGGCAUGUAGUGAAGGAAACUGCAAAGUAUGAAGGCGUCCGUGGAUUUUACAGGGGCAUCACGUCCAAUCUACUGAAAAACCUUCCAGCUGCGUCCCUCACGUUCGUGGUGUAUGAAAAUGUUAUCAAACUAUUCAAAGCAACCAAGGAGAAGACGUAGCUACUCAUUAAAUCCAGGAGUACUAUGCAUGGUCUGACAUUUCUGAGUUCAAACGAUGCCUAUAAUUUCCAUUCCACGUCAAGCCCAUAUUUUAUCCAUUUAACAUCGUAUAUGACAAAUAUGUAACAGUACAGGUUGUGACCAACCUGGGUCGUGGAAAUUUUUUGUACUUGCAUUUUGUAGAGAGAAAAUACACAUUUUGUUUCUUCCCAAAGAAAUAUGUCUUUGUU